UUCAAUGGGUAACCUGCCUCAAAUUAAGAACAUUGACAUUGACAUAAGGAUGCUGAAGGCUUGCUUUGAAAUUCCGGUUGACAAAAGUAAUUCCCAAUGUGCAUCAGUGGUGUCAAAGGUCAAAACUGGCCAAUCAAACAAUGUAAUAAAUGAUGGAAGUCCCAGAACUCCAAGCUCAAAGCCAUCCCAGUGCAGGAUGAGUGAAGGAAGAUACAGCAUAGGCACUUGCCCUGAGCAGCUGGAGGAAGCUGUGAACAGGUCAUUUGGUAUCACUGACCCUGAAAGCACUGUCAAUAAGGAACCAACACUGAAUCAGAAGCUUCUCCCUGAAGAAGGAGAACCACAGCAAUGGCCAACAAUGCUGAAGGAAGAGCUGGAUGAGGAGAGAUUAUUGUAUCCGAGGACACCAAAGAGAAAUAACCAACCACUGCUAGAACAAGAGGUCAUCUCUGUCAGAGAGAGGUCAGCCAUAUAUCUGUCUAAAUCUGAAGCAGGCCCCUCAGUGAAGUAUACUAUUUCUUCUCAAGACAGUACUCCACGAGCAGCAAAAGAGUUUCAGCAGAUAGAGGUAAGACAAAUGGAUGCGUUUGAUGCCACUGAAAUUGAUUGCUUUGUGACUGUCUGAGUGCUCAACACUUUAGUUCUUUAUUUCCUGCCUAAA
Messenger RNA from Pristis pectinata (smalltooth sawfish), 661 nucleotides. RefSeq lists its product as uncharacterized. Lineage: Eukaryota; Metazoa; Chordata; Chondrichthyes; Rhinopristiformes; Pristidae. The record is from RefSeq and is a predicted model, not a curated record. The coding region runs from base 5 to 625 and encodes 206 amino acids. The transcript has 4 exons.